Molecule: messenger RNA, 1779 nt
Organism: Penicillium odoratum
Lineage: Eukaryota; Fungi; Ascomycota; Eurotiomycetes; Eurotiales; Aspergillaceae
Product: fungal specific transcription factor domain-containing protein
Exons: 5
Coding region: 1-1779 (592 amino acids)
Biological process (GO): DNA-templated transcription
Molecular function (GO): zinc ion binding; DNA binding
Source: RefSeq, a predicted model, not a curated record
AUGUCGAGUGCGGUGCGAUUUCGCGACCCACAACCCCUGUACCAAUUGCAACAAAUCCCAAGUGGAGUGCAUACCAUAUACGCGAAAGCGCAAGAGAUUUACCAACAGUCUGUCGCCAGGGCGCCAUGCACCGGCUUCGGAUUCAUCGCGCACGGGGAUGCUGCCGUUGUCAACGAAGCUUUGACAUCCAUUGAAACCAAUGGCACUGAGACUUUUAUUAAAGAAGAGAGCUACCGCGGUCGGGGCGAGUACCUGGGCGGUAGUGUUCCAUUUGACGAAAAUAUGGUCAAACCUGGUCAUGAGACAACUUAUACCAGCCCAAAGGCCUCUGCAGCGGAUCUUCAGAUGUUGCGCGAGCAAGGAGCAUUUGAGCUACCCCCGAUAUCCAUUCAAAAACAGUUAAUGGACAGCUUCAAUAAAUACUGUGCUCCAUGGACACCUGUCGUUGAUCCCAAGUGGCUUGACGAAACCACACCACCUUCCAUGCUCCUCCUGCAGUCCAUUUUCUUGGCUGGGAGCCGGGUUUCCAAAGCGCAUCUAGAUUACGGAUCUAGUGAGGUAUUUUAUCGACGUGCAAAGCUCCUCUUCUUCUUCGGUGGAGGCCAUGGGUCACUUAUCUCUAUUGUGGCAGCCUGCCUCUUGCAUUGGUAUAACCCUGUUGGACCUGAAGACGUUUCGACUGACACCAGUGGGUUCUGGAUUCGAACGGCCGGGGCGAUGGCUUUCCAAAUUGGAUUACACAAGGAGCCGUCACCGAAUGCUAAAGAUCGGGGGCUCCGUCGACGAUUAUGGUGGUCUUUAGUGAUUCGAGAUAAUGUCAUCUCCGUCGGAGUGGGAAGACCACGUACAAUCAAUCUACGCGACAGCGAUGUUCUACCUCCGUCGAUAAAAGAUUUCCCAAAAAAGGAUUUCCAGGCACAGCUCUUUUUGGCAUACUGCACAAUAUCAUGUCUUCUAGGUGAUACUGUUGAGUGCUGUCUACGGCGUGAGAUUUCUCGACAACGCCGAGUGGACCUUGAAAAUGCCGUAUAUCGAUGGGCCAAACAGGUCAUUCCGAGACUGCACUCAUCUGCAAUGAUCCAGGAAGACGCAAUGACCUGUCAGCUUGAAGUUAAGCAGCUAUUGGUGAUGUACUUUGUUGGGCUAACGAUUUUACACCGUUCCCCAACUCCCAACAGUGUUCCACCCGCUGCAUCACUGGUCGCAUCGUCAUUUAUUGCGGGUAUCUACGAGGACUUUCUUCUACGAGACGAGCUACGCUACCUUGGCCCGGUGUUUGCAUUUUAUCCGCUCUGUGCAGGCCUCUCCCUUCUUUCGUGCUGUCGUUACCCACAGUUAAAAGGUACCGCCGAGCAUGAAUUGACCGUUAUGAAGCUCUCUCUCCAGAAGCUAUCUGAGAGGUGGCUCUCGGCGGUCGGCCCCUUGAGAGCCUUGAACAAAUUGACCGAAAAAGUCCGAGAACUAGCACCAUUCGAUGGGCAACCUACUCUGGACUAUGAAACCGCCGCAUUUUUCGAAGGAUUCGAUAUCAAGAUGUGCAAACAAUGGAGAUUGAUAGGACAAGCCUGCGAUUCAGAGGACGCUGAUGCCGUCACUACAACUUGUACCCUGGCCGAGGUUCAUGGCCCAGAAGUCACACUUCCGGCGUUUGAGGCGCGACCGGAAGACACAAUCGAUAAUGAUAGUUUCCCAGCCUUGGAAACGAAUCUGGAACUUUUUGGUACAGCCUGGGAAGGCUCCGGGUUUGAUUGGAGUGGUUCUUGGUUGCUCAAUGUUUGA